AUGCGACUUGAGUCACUUUACGAACACGACUACGUGUGGAGACAAACAGCCUUAGGAUGUAUGGUGUUGCACAUACUGCAGGGGAUGUUUCAUUUCAAUGUAACGUAUCCGAAGGAAAAUUAUUUCAACAUGACAAAAGAAGCUAAAAGGGAGGCUUUAGGUCCCCGUGACAAUGACUCUGUGCAUAUAUACGUGAAACCCAUGGAGCUACAAGCCGACAUGUUGGAUAACGCAUAUCCCAUACAAGCAAUAUUUAUGUGGCGGUCGAAAUACGAGAUGUCUUUAGACAAAAACCUCAGUGUUGUGUGGAGUAAAGUGCAGCAACUCAAAAUAUUGGACAUUAAGAGUGCUUUGAAUGCUGUGAUUGACACUAAAACGGCUUUAUUAUCUGACUACAUAUCUCUUUAUCCAAUUUGGAAACGGCACUUUGAAAGGGACGAAAUAUGUCAACUAGUCGAAAUAGAUCUCUAUUCUAAUGUGAAAUAUUAUUUAUUUACGUCUAAGAAUUUUUCAUACAAAGAAGACUUUAAGAUCGGAACUCUCCGUGCAAAAGAAGUCGGUUUGUUCGUGAGGUCGAUGUUUAUAGACAAGUACAGACCAGUUGCAUGUGAACAAUCCAUUGUCCAAUACAACGUCCAAUUUGAGCACACAUUGAUACCAAUGGCUUUACUUCUUUUCGCAUACCUGAUGGCAUUAUUAAUUCUCCUUGGGGAAAAGAUCCAUUAUUACAGAAAUAGAGUGUGGCCUUACGUUGAUUAA
Nymphalis io (European peacock) is the source of this 759-nucleotide messenger RNA. RefSeq lists its product as uncharacterized. Bases 1 to 759 code for a protein of 252 amino acids. The record is from RefSeq and is a predicted model, not a curated record. NCBI's taxonomy places the organism in Eukaryota, Metazoa, Arthropoda, Insecta, Lepidoptera, Nymphalidae. The transcript has 5 exons.